CGCCCGUGCAUCGUACGGAAGGGCCAGCAGCCGGUCAAGAUGGCGGCGUACGGAGGGGGCAACAUGGCGACGGCCGUGCCGCGUACGGAGGGGCGGGACCACGACAAGAUGGCGGCGCCCGCGGGGCGGGGCGGGGCGGGGCGAGCCGAGGCGGACCGGGGCGCAGGGCGCAGGAGGAUGGAGGGCAGCGAGCGGCUCGUCCUGUCUCUGCUCCUUCCUGGCUGUAGCCCCAAGGGCUUCCCCAAACUGAAGAAUGACACAUUCCUGCGAGCGGCCCGUGGCGAGGAGACAGAGUACACGCCGGUGUGGUGCAUGCGGCAGGCAGGGCGCUACCUGCCCGAGUUUCGGGAGACCCGGGCUGCGCAGGAUUUCUUCGCCACCUGCCGGAGUCCCAAGGUGUGCUGUGAGCUGACGCUGCAGCCACUCAGACGAUUCCCCUUAGAUGCUGCUAUUAUCUUCUCCGACAUCCUGGUGGUGCCCCAGGCACUAGGCAUGGAUGUUGUCAUGGCACCUGGCAAAGGACCCACCUUCCCGGAGCCCCUGAAGGAGGUGGAGGAUCUGCUGAAACUGCGGCAGAAGGUGGAUGUGACUGCGGAGCUAGGUUACGUCUUCCAGGCCAUCACACUGACGCGGCACAGCCUGGAGGGCAAGGUGCCCCUCAUCGGCUUCUCCGGGGCACCUUGGACGCUCAUGUCCUACAUGAUUGAAGGUGGUGGCUCCACUACGAUGGCCAAGGCCAAGAGCUGGCUCUAUCGUCACCCCGAUGCAAGCCACCGACUGCUGCGGCUGCUGGCAGAUGUCAUCACUGACUACUUGGUGGGGCAGGUGGCUGCUGGAGCGCAGGCACUCCAGCUGUUUGAAUCCCACGCGGGGCACCUGGGCCCGGAGCAAUUCCAGGACUUUGCCCUGCCCUACAUCCGAGACAUUGCCCGGGAUGUGAAGAGCAAGCUGAAGGCUGAGGCGCUACCUCUAGUGCCCAUGAUUGUCUUUGCGAAGGAUGCACACUACGCGCUGGGGGACCUGGCCUGCGCUGGCUAUGAGGUGGUUGGUCUUGACUGGACUAUCCGGCCACAGGAAGCUCGUGCACAGGUAGGCAAAGACAUCACCCUGCAAGGGAACCUGGACCCCUGUGCCCUCUACUCACCUAAGGAGAAGAUUGGGGAGCUGGUGAAGAAGAUGCUGGAGGGUUUCGGAACCCAACGCUACAUCGCCAACCUGGGCCACGGCCUUUACCCUGACAUGAGCCCCGAGCACGUGGGUGCCUUCGUGGAGGCCGUGCAUGCUCACUCCCGCCACGUGAACAAGCACAGCUGAGCCCUGGGGCUCAGGGGACAGGACUGUGGCUGAAGCAUGGCCAUCCUGAGUGCUGCAUGGUUGCAGGGCUCAUUCCAGGUUGGGAUGUAGCAUUAAACCAGCACCUUCUCCGUG
Dromaius novaehollandiae (emu) is the source of this 1428-nucleotide messenger RNA. It is a transcript of the gene UROD, whose product is annotated as uroporphyrinogen decarboxylase. Gene Ontology annotation, biological process: heme biosynthetic process. The transcript is spliced from 10 exons. The record is from RefSeq and is a predicted model, not a curated record. Gene Ontology annotation, cellular component: cytosol. Bases 40 to 1314 code for a protein of 424 amino acids. NCBI's taxonomy places the organism in Eukaryota, Metazoa, Chordata, Aves, Casuariiformes, Dromaiidae. Gene Ontology annotation, molecular function: uroporphyrinogen decarboxylase activity.